AUUACCGUGUCGUCGAUGAGCGAGUACGUGUUGUAUCGCGUUUACAUGGGCCGUGAUCGCAGACGUUGAACCCCCGUUAAACUGUGAAGACCAACGAGGAUAACUAACAACGAGGCAACAGCGUCGAAUCGUUGCCAGCUGUUGAUCGUUAAAAAGCUGUGGUUCUGUGGGAAAAGCAAGAACGGGAAAUGGGCAAUUCCAAGAUCAAACCUCCGAAAAAAGCAUCUGGAAAGAACGUAUACAAUGGCCAGCACGAAGGUGCCGGGACUCCGGGCAGCCGCGAAGAGGAAUACACCGACAAGGAGCUGUUCCUCUUGAGAAGAGCUAUCCAAAGGAAUCCAGAGAUGUUCAUAUUGAACAAUCUGAUGAUGUGCGUUCAGUUCUUCGGGAAUUACGAACAAGAAAUCAAACACGUGAAGGAGUCACUGGUGUCGUCGUACGAAACGGAAAUGAACAAGCGUUUACCUACGCAGAGGCACGUUCUACUUCCGGACAUUCUCCAAGAGCACAUCGCUAAAAACGUCGGUUUCACGUCGACGAGGCAAAACUUUCUGCCCAUCAUCGAACCCCUGCAACCCGUUCGAAUUUACAUGGUCCACGAGAACGUGGACGUGUUGGAGCAGUAUUAUUCGCCGCACUAUAGCAGCGUCAACGAUUCGGUCACGUACACUACACUGUUGAAGCCGACCAAGCAUCAAGGAUACGUGCAGCUUCAGCUUGUCGACGAGACUGGCACGUCGAAGAAGAUGAACAAAGAGGAGGAUGAAAUUGAUUUAUCAUCGAUAGCCGAGGACGACGACGAGUUGUACAGUGACGGCGACAGCAUUUACGGACCGAAUCUCUCCGAUAACACGACGACCAUGUCCGGAAGAGUUCCCAAGCACAGUUUAUCCAAGAGUUCCAAGUCUCUGCCGAAUUUGUGCGACGAAGGAAUUUCAUCGGUGAAUCGCAGCGCUACGAAAGCCGAGACUGACUACGAGUAUUAUUCCUCUUACGAGGAACGAAGACGUCGCACUAAACGAGCCUGGUCGAAGCAAGAGUUAUCGAAACGGGAGAAAGUAUCGCCGCAAUCGAAAACUCAAGAGUCCACGCAGAAUCAACUGGAUCAAGCGAGCAACAACAGUUCUGGAUAUCGAUCUGACAAUUACGCGACCAACAGCGGCGGCAGCAGCAGUUACAAUCCCACUCAGAAUUCGAGGUUCUCUUCGAGCAGCGAAGUAGCCGAGUGCUGGAGGAGCGGAGAGUUUCCGAAUCGUUGUUUCAAAAAGGUCACGUACACAGCUGAGGGGAAGCUUUACGAUCCCAGGGAAGAGAAGAUGUAUCUAAUGGACAGCAAGCAACGAAGGAUCAAGCUGGCGUUGAAGCGACACAAUUACGAUUUAAUUUACAUGAGCAGCACUGAGUUUAUGAAACACUUUACGAGCAUGUUCGUACAUCGGUGGGCCGAAUCUCUCGGUUUCGAUCGAGAAUCGGUAGAGGACGUCCGACGAGAGGGGUGCGUGCUCCAUUGCGACAAAGUAAUGAUUUCUCGCGUAUUUAAACACAGUCGAGUGGAACAGUACCAGAUUAUUCCGGCGAUUUGGCUGCAAUGGCCGAAUUGUGCCGAAGAAUGGUUAGAUAGAUCGCGAAACACCUGGCCUGACUUCAACGACAUAGAGAAGGUCAAAGACUUUGGAUGCUACGUGGUGCCGGAAGGGUUCGUGCCGAAAAAAGGGAACAGCAACGCUAUGAUGGAUUUCGAGUGGCAGCUCACGUUCCCGGCUGCCGAACGAUACCUCGAAACAUGUUUGACGCAUGCCCAAGCGCAGGUCUACCUGGUGGCACAGGUACUCCACAAGACGUACAUGAGACCGAUUUUCGACACGAUGUUCAGUCUCACCACAGCUCACAUCAGGCACAAACUAUUCUGGAUGAUCGAGGAGGACGAGAGGCAGCUCAAGUGGCCCGAGAACAGAAUGGGAGAGUGUUUGUUAAAGUUGCUCGAUUCUUUGUACAUCAGCAUCAGCCAGUACGAACCGGUACUCAGAGACUACUUCGUCAAGGAGAGAAAUCUCCUUCAACAUAUACCCAGCGAACGGAGCUACCUGUUGUCCACGCAGAAACAACUGAAACGUAUCAAGGAAAAUCUGGUGAUGUACGUUUUCCACGCGAUGGAAAAUAUUCAGUACAGGAACGAUCUCUUCCCGAAACUCGACUACGAACAACUGUUGAAAAUAUUAACGGCGGACACGUUGUCCUUGGCUAAUCCGACCUUGAUGCAACAUAUUUCGAGGGCCGAGCCGCGUAAAAGCGUCGAACGCGGUGUACAAGAUGAGACACACAAGACGUUAAUUAAUCCCAACAAGGACAGGGACUCUGUCGUCGAAAUCUUGGUCCGAUGUGCCGAUUUGGACAUUCCGAGAUUAUGCUCGCUUUUAAACUUCUUCAUUACGCAUUUCAUCAAGAUAGCCGAAUGCUGCAAUCAUUACCAGGCUCAUCGGCAGAAGACUAUUUACCUCGAUCACGCGGAUCGACUGGCCAUCCUUCUUUUCGAGCAAGAGCUCUUCAAGGACGAAGCUCGAGCCUAUCGCGACAAGAUCAAAGUGCUCAGGUUGAAGACGGCCAGUUCGAAAUCGGCAAACGACCCGCCAGACACUCCCAAGAGAAACGCGGAAACGCCUAUAUUCGUUGUAUCGUUGAAGGACCGUUUCGGGCGAAACGUUCACCCAUCCAAGGGAACGAGUAAUCGGAAAGAAGAAGAAGAGAUUGUGACCAAGGCGAUUGUUCACGAGGAGAGCCAUUACGAAGAACCUUACGAAGAACGGAUCUUGAACAUUACGAAUAGUAAACUGACGACGACGACGACGACGAGCGAGGUUCAACUUUCGGAAGUAAAAAGCCACGAGCAAGAACAAAUUCUACAGUUGCCCCCUUCACCCAACCCUACAGAUGCCGAAACCACGUACAUUUAGGGGAAACAACCUACAUUUCUACAUUUCAUCGACGAGUUUCGCUAUUUCAUUCCAGUAUAUUUAAC
Habropoda laboriosa is the source of this 3016-nucleotide messenger RNA. RefSeq lists its product as uncharacterized. The coding region runs from base 189 to 2951 and encodes 920 amino acids. The transcript has 4 exons. The record is from RefSeq and is a predicted model, not a curated record. Lineage: Eukaryota; Metazoa; Arthropoda; Insecta; Hymenoptera; Apidae.